AUGUACAUUCCUAAACAUUUUGAGUCCAUGGAACUCUCAAGGUACAAAUUAUCAAAAAAACCCCCGCUAGGAACACUAUUCUCCUCUAAGGCUAGCAGGCAAGGUUUCUUCGGAUGGAGAACUUCUUCCAAUAAAGAUGACCCCGAUUUUGGUAUGUGCGCAUCACAUAUUCCAUUUGUAUUCGUGGAGUUCGAUAAUGGAGAGCAUAAACUUAUUGCACAUUUAGCACGGAAGAAUAAACAUGUGGAAAUGCUGGAAAGAGUUCAAAAAUGCUUAGUGGUAUUUCAGAGCGUCGAUUCAUACAUUUCUCCGGCGUGGUUCCCAAUGAAGAAAAAGACCCAUAAGUUCGUACCAACAUGGGAUUUUGCCGCUGUGCACGUUUACGGUACACCAAGGAUUAUCCGCGACGAUAAAGACUGGCUUAUUAAUAUGUUAUCAACUUUGACUGACCAAGAAGAAGAGAAAAGACCUGAGGGGGAAAAUGUACGAAGUAAAGUGGAGCGUUUCUGA
Molecule: messenger RNA, 510 nt
Organism: Saccharomyces cerevisiae S288C
Lineage: Eukaryota; Fungi; Ascomycota; Saccharomycetes; Saccharomycetales; Saccharomycetaceae
Gene: YKL070W
Exons: 1
Coding region: 1-510 (169 amino acids)
Source: RefSeq, marked reviewed